This is a messenger RNA of Rattus rattus (black rat), 2574 nucleotides long. RefSeq names its product vomeronasal type-2 receptor 116-like. Lineage: Eukaryota; Metazoa; Chordata; Mammalia; Rodentia; Muridae. The record is from RefSeq and is a predicted model, not a curated record. The transcript is spliced from 6 exons. Gene Ontology annotation, molecular function: G protein-coupled receptor activity. Gene Ontology annotation, biological process: G protein-coupled receptor signaling pathway. Gene Ontology annotation, cellular component: membrane. Bases 1 to 2574 code for a protein of 857 amino acids.
AUGUUCACCAUGAUUUUCCUUUUCUUGCUCCUGAAUAUUCCACUUUUAAUGGUUGAUUUUAUUCAUCCCAGAUGCUUUUGGAGAAUGAAGCAGAAUGAAGACAAGGAUGGAAACCUGGGAACAGGGUGUGCCUUCUUUCUUCAAUCAGUACACUGGCCUGUGGAGAAAGAGCAUUACAGUGACAUUUUCAAUAUACAAAUGCAUAAUGAAAACCACAAGUAUGCUCUGGCUUUGGCUUUUGCGAUAUGUGAAAUCAACAGGAACCCUGAUCUUUUGCCAAAUAUGUCUCUAAUAUUUGAAUUCACAAGAGAUGCUUGUGAUUGGGAAUCUCAAUUAAACAGUGUUAUUCAAUCUAGUUUAAAAAAUCAUAAUAUUCUGCCUAAUUAUAUCUGUAAAGAAUUUACCAAGUGUCCAAUGGCACUUACAGGACUAAAUUGGACAACAACUCUUAAACUUCAUACCAUCCUAAACAACUUCAUAUCUCAGCAGUUCCUUCAGGUUACUUAUGGACAUUUUCAUCCUGUCUUGAGUGAUAAUGAAAAAUUUCCCUAUCUAUAUCAGAUGGCUUCUGAUGAUAAAUCUCUAGCCCUUGCUCUGGUCUCCUUCAUAAUUCAUUUCGGUUGGAACUGGGUAGGGUUGGCCAUCUCAAACAAUGAUCAAGGUAUCCAAUUUCUGUCCUAUUUGAGAAGAGAGAUGGAAAAAGGUACAGUCUGUUUUGCCUUUGUCAACAUGAUUCCAGUCAAUAUGCAUUUAUACAUGUCAAGAGCUGAAAUGUAUUACAAUCAAAUCAUGACAUCAUCCACAAAUGUUGUUAUCCUUUAUGGUUAUGCAGACAGUACUUUAGCUCUGAGCUUUAGAAUGUGGGAAUCUCUAGGUAUAGAGAAAAUAUGGGUCACCAACUCACUGUGGGCUGCCACUCUUAGUAAGAAAGAUCACACAUUUGAUAACUUGUAUGGGACUUAUGCUUUUGGACAACACCAUGGUGAGAUUUCUGGUUUUAAAAAUUUUGUCCAGACAUUGAACCCUGCCAAAUACUCAGAUGAACAUCUGGCAAAGUUGGAAUGGAUGUAUUUUAACUGUGAAGUAUCAGCAUCUAAGUGUAAGACACUGAAGAACUGCUCAUCCAAUCACUCAUUGGAAUGGCUAAUGGUACAUACUUUAGACAUUGCCUUUACUGGAGGGAGUUAUGACAUAUACAAUGCUGUGUAUUCUUUUGCCCAUGCACUCCAUGAGAUGACUUUUCAAAUGUUUGAUAAUCUGCCUAAGGACAAUGGCAGAGAACACAAUUAUAGCUGCAAGAAGCUGUGUUCCAUUCUAAGGAAGACCUCCUUCACUAAUCCUGUUGGGGACAGAGUGAAUAUGAACCAAAGACACAAACAGAAGGAAGAGUAUGACAUUUUUUACAUUUGGAAUUUUCCACAGGGUCUUGGAAUUAAAGUUAAAAUAGGAAUGUUUAGUCUAUAUUUUCCAAGUGGUCAACAGCUACAUUUAUCUGAAGAUGUGUUAGAGUGGGCAAAAGGAAGUGCACAGAUGCCGACUUCUGCAUGCAGUGCUGAUUGUGGUCCUGGGUUUAGAAAAUCUUGGAAGAAUGGAAUGGCAACAUGCUGUUUUCAUUGCAAACUCUGCCCAGAAAAUGAAAUUUCUAAUGAGACAAAUGUGGAUGUGUGUGCCCGAUGUCCAGAGGACCAAUAUGCUAACAUAAAGCAGAAUCGCUGCAUUCCUAAAGCUGUUGUAUUUCUCAGCUAUGAAGAACCAUUGGGGAUGGCACUUUCCUUAAUCUCCUUGGGCUUCUCUGUAUUCACAAUUGUACUUCUUGGAGUCAUUGUAAAGCACCACAAUACUCCCAUUGUUAAGGCCAAUAACCGCACUCUCACCUACAUCUUGCUUAUCUCACUUAUCUUUUGUUUCCUCUGUCCCUUGCUCUUCAUUGGUCAUCCAAACUCAACCAUCUGUAUCCUGCAACAAAUCACAUUUGGAGUUGUAUUUACUGUUUCUGUUUCCACUGUGUUGGCCAAAACAAUUACUGUCAUUCUGGCAUUCAAAGUCACAGCCUCACAAAGAAUGAUGAAGUACUUUCUUGUUUCACGGGUACCUAACUACAUCAUUCCCACCUUUACUCUCUUCCAAGUUAUUCUAUGUGCAGUCUGGCUGGGAGCUUCUCCUCCUUCUGUUGAUAUUGAUGCAAAAUCUGAGCAUGGACACAUCAUUAUUGCUUGCCAUAAGGGUUCAGUCACUACCUUUUACUGUGUUCUGGGAUACUUGGGUACCCUGGCCUUUGGGAGCUUUACUCUGGCUUUCUUUUCCAGAAACCUUCCUGGUGCCUUUAAUGAAGCCAAAUCCAUAACAUUCAGCAUGCUGGUGUUCUGCAGUGUCUGGGUCACUUUCAUCCCUGUUUACCAUAGCACCAAAGGCAAGAUCAUGGUGGCUGUGGAGAUCUUCUCCACUCUGGCCUCCAGUGCAGGGAUGUUGGGAUGCAUCUUUGUUCCCAAAUGUUACACAAUAUUGUUUAGAGAAGACCAAAAUUCUCUUGUUAUGAUCAGAAUGAAAUCAUCUUCCCAUGCACACAUUUCAUAA